UCACUGCAGGGCGCCUAUUAUACUUGCAUUCGAAACCUGACGUGGAGAGGACAUCAGUGGGCAUCCAAAGAGACAUGACCCUGGCAUCGAGGCUGAAAACCCCAGUGAAUGGCUUCAAAGGGGUGUCCCCACUGAUGAAGCUCCCACACUUUGAUCUUGUGUGGGGCUAUACAGUGGAGUAUAUGCACAGUGUUCUACUUGGCGUAACGAGGCAGUUUUCCGAUUAUUGGUUCGACUCGUCAAACAGCAAUGAGGCAUACUACAUGGGACGUCCAAGCACGCUCCGACUAAUUAACCAACGCCUGCUGAGCAUCCGACCACCCCACCAUUUCACCCGGCUGCCUCGCACAUUACGGGAGCGGUGCUACUGGAAAGCUCACGAGUGGCGAAAUUGGCUACUGUUCUAUUGCUUGCCGUGCUGUCGCCCUGUCCUACCACAGAGAUACUUUCGCCACUUCGCCCUCCUGUCUGAGGCAGUUUUUGUAUUGAUUUUACAAGAGCUGUCAUCUGACCAGAUUGAUCACGCAGUAGCCGUAAGAAAGAGCUUCAAGAGACUUAUAAGCAGCGUGGACUAUGUCAUACUGCAUGGAAUAGGCAGCAGUUGUUUAUCACAUGUUUACUACUCUUUUUCAGGACUGCUUCUCACAACCUUUGUGUCCCAGGCAGCUGGGCUCUACGGCCAGCGAUGUAUGAGCUUUAAUGUACAUCAACUGCUCCAUCUGGCUGAAGCUGCAAGACAGUUCGGUCCUCUGUGGGCACAUUCUGCUUUCGCAUUCGAAAGUAGUAAUGGUGAGCUAGUUAAACUGGUAAAUGCUGCGAAAGCUGUGCCAGAACAGGUACUGGAAAGGGUGAUAUUGUCACAAGAGCUUCAGAUCUUGCUUUCGGCACUUCCUUUGCCAUCAAAUGUGCUAAAUUUCUGUACAAACAUGCUUGGUAAUCCGAGAACCGAACAUGCACGACGCAUUGGAGCUGCCUGGGUGUUUGGUGCGCCAAAAGAUGUUUCUUCUGUCAGUCAUCAGGAGUCUUCUUGCUUGCAAGCAUGGUGUGGUCAUGUGCCAAUUGUGCAAGAAUACUUAAGGUUUUCAUUUCUGGGCACAAUCUUUCAUAGCCAAAGCUACAAGGCUGGAAGGAAAAACAGCUCGGUGUUUGAAUGCAAGAGUGGAGGUUUUUAUUCUAUCAAGAGAAUAUUUGAAAUCACCGAUUCAUCUUCUGUUUUAAAUGGCGAGGCUGUCCUCCUUUGUACAAAAAUAAUUACAGGUGACAACAUAGCAGGACUGCCACCACAUAUUUCUGACUGUUUCUUUUCGUUAGCGUAUUCCCUGGUACCACUAAGUAUCAAUGACAUUGCUAAGGCUUGCGUUCUGAUCUCUUUGAAUGACAAAGAAGACUACAUUUGUACAGUUCCUAACAUGCUAGAACGUGACUAAGGUUGCAAUAGUGAUGUCUCACAGGCAGACAUGUACUAGAAGUGGUAAAGGAAUACAUCCCAAAACCACGAUAUGACUAUGAGGGAAGCUGUAAUGGAGGGCUCUGAAAAUUUUGAUUAUCUUGUGUUCUUUAGCAUGCACCCAAAUCUAAGUAAUCGGUUCUUUAGCAUUUUGCUUCCAUCGAAAUGCGGCCGUCGUGGCCUGGGAUUUGAUCCCGCAGCCUUCGGGUCAGCAGUCUAGCAUCAUAACCACUAGCCACCGUGGCGGGUAAGGAAUACAUCUACUUAGGGCAGGUACAUAGUUGCCGCAAACCCGAACCAUGAGACAUGUAACGAUAAGGAUGAGAAUGGGCUGCUGUGCAUUUGGCGGGUCUUCUCAGAUCAUGAAUGGCCGUAUCUGGGCUCAUUGAAUUCUCUUAUCUGUCCCCAUGCGAGCUUGUAGUGGCCGAGAACGUAAUGUCAGCAUAGAUUUGCCAUGUGGAGGUCUGACUGCAGCUAUGGGGCAAGUUUGCACACAUUGAUGUUGAACAAUAGCCUGAACAACAUUUCACCUUGAGGCCAAACAUAGGAGUGAGCGUGCUGCGUGUUGCUCUGAGCACAAUGUUUACUUUGCAGUUUGUAGAAAGUCCUGAAAGUAAUGAAAGAUUCCUCCACCCAUGCUUGCAAGAAGUUGCGGAUGUCUGAGUAGGAGUAAUCCAUUGGCCUGGGUGGCACAAAGUAGCUUACAGUAAACUCAGACGGAAAUCUCUUAAACGGAACUGCUACUUAAAUGGAACAAAUGCUUUAAGAUGAUUGGUUCUGUUCUCGAAGUCUGCAACCCUGUUGAUCUCCAACGAAACUGAACUCCUAUUAAAUGGAAAAUAUUUUCCUUGUCCCUAGGUUCUGUUUAAUGAGAGUCUACUGUAGUUGCCUUGGUUUUAUCUUGUUUGUAUCCCCAGUCAGUGUGUCAUGCAUUAUGUUGACAAGGAGAAUCAAUCGGUCCCACUGUGAAAUCAAGGUAGAUUCGUGGUAUAGGAUCGUUGAGAAAUUGGCCUUUUGUUCGCUAGGUGGACUGCACUUGUUUUGCAAUAUACAUUUAGGGUGUCCGUUCUCUAGCUGCUGAGUGGUUAUUAUUUGGUGGCGUUUUUUUCACUCCUAAUGGUAAAAUUGUUAUGACAAAGUCCUUCCUUGCCAAAGCCGCUGCCGUUGGGUGAUCUGCAUUGAAAUCAAGGUGGUAAAACCCACGUUGUGUUUCGAUGUUUUUCCUACGUCUCAUUUAUUUUAUUUACAAAUCCAGUUGUCUGUGUCGACAAAUGUAGCAGAAGUGGGUAACAAAUUUAAUACAAACAAAAGAAGCCAAAGAAAGAUUAUACAAAAGAGAUAAACAAGUGAUGUAGUUCGGUACUUGCUCAACGAACUCCUGAAAAGCAACGUGCGAAGUAAGCCAUUCAAGUUGUUCCACAUUUCAACGGUCAGUGGAACGAAAUUAUUAAAAACAGUCUGAGUGUGACCUGAAAGGAACAAUGUUAUGUGUAUGGCAGUGUUGGGUUGCACAUACACUGGGAGAUAUGAGAGAGAAAGGUUCCUGAAUACCAGAUGGGAUGUGUGAAUGAUCCUGCUCACCAUAAUGAUUUAUUCCUGUGUGCACCUAUGUUUCAAAGUCUGCAAUCAUGAAACAUGAGCAUGUGGUGAAGUUGAAAAAAUGCGAUCAUAACUGUGCAUGAAUCUGAUUGCCUUUUUGUGAACUGAUUCCAAUUUAUUGAUGUACAAUCACGCUGUGAGGGGACCAAACAGUUGAAAUGUAUUCCAAUAGUAUUGAAAGUUGGGUUAGUUGGUACGGUAGCAUGUUUAGGUACAGCGCGAGGAACGACGAAGACGGAAUAGAACAGAAGGGACACAGUGUAUUCCAGUAUUGGGCAAACCAGUGAUUUAUAAGCAGUUGACUUGCAUUCUUUUGUUUGCAUUUUUGAAUGUUCAGUUAAGGUAGCCAUGUUUUCCAAGUGUUUCCAAAUGUUUCCCAAUCAUACCCUGAGGUAUGAAAAAAAGAGAAAGAGGCCCUAGCAACACUUCUUCAGCUUGGUCAGAAAACGCUGCUGAUCGGUAGUCGAGGCACCCGAGAACAUGUGAGCGAAACAUAAUAGCGCAGCACGCGGCCUGAAAUUCACAAUUCUCAAAAUCGGCUAAAAAUAGCUCGCUCUUCUCUUGAUAAAUGAUUCCAUAGACCCAAAUGGCCAUGCCAUAAACGCAGUCCACAGUCAAUGGCUGAUUUGAGCAUCGUGAGCUACAUAGUUGCUGUGGCCGCCGCGGGAUGCCGCGACAUGCCUGCGCGCUCACUCAUGAUGACACUGAAAGUAAGCCGCCCGUUCAAAGAAAAAAAAGGUGCUCAAGGUCAUGAUUCGCACUGAUGAAUGGAUGUAGCUUCUUGCCACCUUGUCAUUUCCCCCUCCCCCUACGUAGCUUUCAGCGCGUUCGCUCGUACAAAAGGAGAGAAAAAGCGCUAAAGCGUGCGACAAAGCCCUGUAACUCCGC
Messenger RNA from Rhipicephalus sanguineus (brown dog tick), 3934 nucleotides. RefSeq lists its product as uncharacterized. Bases 75 to 1427 code for a protein of 450 amino acids. The transcript has 4 exons. The record is from RefSeq and is a predicted model, not a curated record. NCBI's taxonomy places the organism in Eukaryota, Metazoa, Arthropoda, Arachnida, Ixodida, Ixodidae.